This is a messenger RNA of Castor canadensis (American beaver), 1424 nucleotides long. RefSeq names its product growth hormone inducible transmembrane protein (gene Ghitm). Lineage: Eukaryota; Metazoa; Chordata; Mammalia; Rodentia; Castoridae. The record is from RefSeq and is a predicted model, not a curated record. Gene Ontology annotation, cellular component: mitochondrial inner membrane.
AGGCUGUAAGGCCGAAGGGGUAGGGCAUUCGCGUUUCGCAGGCCCGGAAGGGGAACUCAUGGUGGAGGUGGCCGGUAACUGAGGUGGGGAAAGUGAGACAGAAGGAUAGUCGUUUGCCUGAGAUUAACUACAAAUCAUUGGCAGAGUUGGGCUGAUCUACUUGGUAAACCUGGUGCAUCAUCAUGCUGGCUGCAAGGCUUGUGUGUCUCCGGACACUACCUUCCAGGGUUUUCCACCCAACUUUCACCAAGGCCUCCCCUGUUGUGAAGAAUUCCAUCACAAAGAAUCAAUGGCUCUUAACACCCAGCAGGGAAUAUGCCACCAAGACAAGAAUUGGGAUCCGCCGUGGGAAAACUGGCCAAGAGCUCAAAGAGGCGGCAUUGGAACCAUCAAUGGAAAAAAUGUUUAAAAUUGAUCAGAUGGGAAGAUGGUUUGUUGCUGGAGGGGCUGCUGUUGGUCUUGGAGCACUGUGCUACUAUGGCUUGGGAAUGUCUAAUGAAAUUGGAGCUAUUGAAAAGGCUGUAAUUUGGCCUCAAUAUGUGAAGGAUAGAAUUCAUUCUACUUAUAUGUACUUAGCAGGAAGUAUUGGCUUAACAGCUUUGUCUGCCUUGGCAGUAACCAGAACUCCUGCUCUUAUGAAUUUCAUGAUGAGAGGCUCUUGGGUGACAAUUGGUGCAACCUUUGCAGCCAUGAUUGGAACUGGAAUGCUGGUACAGAGCAUACCAUAUGAUCAGAGCCCAGGCCCAAAACAUCUUGCUUGGUUACUGCAUUCUGGUGUGAUGGGUGCAGUGGUGGCUCCUCUGACAGUACUGGGGGGACCUCUUCUCGUGAGAGCUGCAUGGUACACAGCCGGCAUUGUGGGAGGCCUCUCUACUGUGGCUAUGUGUGCACCCAGUGAGAAGUUUCUGAACAUGGGAGCACCCCUGGGAGUGGGCCUGGGUCUUGUCUUUGUGUCUUCACUGGGAUCCAUGUUUCUUCCACCUUCUACUGUGGCUGGUGCUACUCUGUACUCAGUAGCAGUGUAUGGUGGAUUAGUUCUUUUCAGCAUGUUCCUUCUGUAUGAUACUCAGAAAGUAAUCAAGCGUGCAGAAAUAACACCAGUGUAUGGAGUUCAAAAAUAUGAUCCCAUCAAUUCGAUGUUAGGAAUCUACAUGGAUACGCUAAAUAUAUUUAUGCGCAUUGCAACUAUGCUGGCAACUGGAGGCAACAGAAAGAAAUGAAGUGACAGCUUCUGGCUUCUCCACUACAUCAGAUGUCUUGCUGUUCAGUAGGGAACGUGUCAUUACACAGUUUGGAGGAGCAGCUUUCAUUGAAGUUUAGAAGAUAAGAACAUGUCAUCAUGUAUAAAGUGUUAAAAUAAUGUGACCCUUCAGGCCCGCUUUUUCACAUAGAGAAUAAAUUCAGUAGUUCUCUCCAAAUAAACA